Messenger RNA from Heterobasidion irregulare TC 32-1, 1464 nucleotides. RefSeq lists its product as uncharacterized. The coding region runs from base 1 to 1464 and encodes 487 amino acids. NCBI's taxonomy places the organism in Eukaryota, Fungi, Basidiomycota, Agaricomycetes, Russulales, Bondarzewiaceae. The transcript is spliced from 3 exons. The record is from RefSeq and is a predicted model, not a curated record.
AUGACACCAACGGCUAUCACAACAUUAACGACUAUCACGACAUCAACGGCUAUCACUCCAGAAUCCAUCUUGCCCGCUCUUCUUUGCCGUCUGGCCCCUUCUGGCUCUACUACUCGCCUGAAUCACCUCUCUCGAGAUGUCCACAACGAUUCUCAAAAAACACCUAAGCGAAUCGCCUCCCUCCUAGAUGCAAUUGCCUCAAUCAGUGUGGAAAAUCCUAAGGGCGAUGUUGUCGCUGUUGCUCUUGACAGCGGUGAGGACUCGUCGAUCUUUGUCGCUUCGAACACUGGCGUGUCGACACGGCUUGUUGCCCAUCUUACAGCUGUGGGGGCCUUGCUUUGCAAGAUCAGCAAGGCAGUCCCAGCCGAUAAGCAAUCGCCUACCCAGGUCGACAGGAUUUUUUACGACGACAACAUCAUCGAACUCGAAAAACAACUCACCAUCCAGGUCUACCGAUUUUCUUGGCGCAAGUUGCAUGCUCGUUUUUCGAAGCGGGCGGACAUGUUCAUUGAUAGCCUCACCUUUGUCAAGCAGUGGUACUCCGAUAAACCAAAGAUGGUGGAGGUACACAAGCGCUGCAGCAAUCUUCUUCGGAUUUUCAAAGACCUUUGCAAGCGCAUCGUUCCUUCCUGCCCAGGCAACGCAGAACUUCUUCACAUCCACGAGAUAUUUAUUACCAUGACAAAGAGUUUGGGCCCUCAUCUGAGCGCCGGAUAUUCCGACUUGGACACUAUUCAGGGGUGCAUCGACGAUCAUGGAGAGCUCGACGCCUUCAUUCCUGUACGACGCUACCUCGAAAAGGUCCUCUCGCUCUCGCGUUCUGGAUAUGCAUUAUUUCUGGCGGCUCAUUCUCGAAAGCUCAAGCCAUUCCUCUCGAAGCCUCUCAAGAUCGUUUCUAUACCGCCUCGCCUGGACAGGGAGUACCGUGCCGAUUUUUACCAUUCAGCCUUUCGCAAAUUUUGUCAGGACCAGAGCGACGUGAUGCAAAAAAUCAAAGGAGAUCUGCAUCAACAGAAGAUCCCUACGGAGUUCUCCAAGCUCUCAGACAAUCUUCGUGACAUGAUGCUGGACGAGGAGUGGAAGAAUAGGAUGGUCACGCCGUUAGGGGCUGCGUUGCAGAAGGAGAAGAACUCUGCUAUCAAGCUGGACGAACGUGGAUUAUCUGGACGCGCGCGCGUCCACUGUGAAUGCUUGCUCAUCGCGCAUUUUGUGAAGAACACGGCAUCUCUUCGACCAUACGACUAUAUCGGAUUAUCAAAGCUCUUGUGUUAUGGAUGCCACAGCUACUUCCGCGCAUACAACAUGACCCACCCAGGCAGGAGAUUUCACGCCAGGGGCACGCAUGGCAAGGUCUAUAUUCCAUGGGUGCCACCCACUCUCGAAGACGGAAGUGAGAACGACGUGCGGAUCGAGUAUGAUACGAAAUCCAGACGGGUGGAAUACAGAAGACGAGAUGAUUGGUGA